Podarcis muralis (Common wall lizard) is the source of this 1637-nucleotide messenger RNA. Its product is annotated as 17-beta-hydroxysteroid dehydrogenase type 6-like. NCBI's taxonomy places the organism in Eukaryota, Metazoa, Chordata, Lepidosauria, Squamata, Lacertidae. The record is from RefSeq and is a predicted model, not a curated record. Gene Ontology annotation, cellular component: intracellular membrane-bounded organelle. Gene Ontology annotation, molecular function: oxidoreductase activity. Gene Ontology annotation, biological process: steroid metabolic process.
UCAGCAGGAGGGAUGUGCUUCCACAAGAAAGAUACUCUCAACCCCAGGCUUUCUUCCUGCUCUAGACAAAUGAUUUAUUUGCUCUAUCCAUACAUGAACAGAACACAGGGGAAAGGGGCUGGAUGUGUGCCACGGAGCUCUGCAAUGGGAGGGAUUCGGUGUGUUUCUUUCACCAACAGAUUCCCCAGUUAGUUUAAAGAAGGCAGUUAAAUUUCACCACCUAAUUGGGUUAAACCAAUCCUUGCCAGAAGGGAGGAGCUCCCUUUGCAGCCAGUGGAGUAUGAAAAAAAGCAGCAGGCAGAUAAGGAGCAACUGUAAAUCGGAGAAGAAAGCAUUGCUUUUCCUGCCGUACAACUGAAGCUGAGAGCCUUUCCUCUAACCAGCUGCAGGUUUCAGCCAUGUGGCUCUACCUGGCUGCCCUGCUGGGGCUUUACUUCCUUCGCCGAUGGUACAAGGAGAGACAGACGGUGGGGAACCUGACGGAGAAAUAUGUCUUCAUCACGGGGUGUGACUCUGGCUUUGGAAACCUACUUGCCAGGCAGCUGGAUGCCCGGGGCCUGCGGGUGCUGGCAGCCUGUCUCACGCAGAAGGGGGCAGAGCAGCUGGACAAGGUCACCUCAGAGCGCUUGAAAACCACCAUUCUGGAUGUCACCAGCACAGAGAGUGUGGCGGCAGUGAUGGAGUGGGUGAAAGGGUGCAUUGGGAACAAAGGGCUCUGGGGCUUGGUGAACAAUGCGGGCAUAGGCACCCCAGCAGCUCCCAACGAAUGGCUGACCAAAGAUGACUUUGCAAAGGUGAUCAAUGUCAACCUUUUGGGGAUGAUUGAUGUGACGCUACACAUGGUGCCCCUGGUGAGGAGAGCCAGAGGGAGGGUGGUCAACGUGUGCAGUACGAUGGGACGCCUGGCCUGUUUUGGAGGUGGUUACUGCCCAUCCAAGUUUGGUGCGGAAGCCUUCUCUGACACCCUGAGGAGAGAGCUCCAUCCUUUUGGAGUCCGAGUCAGCAUAAUUGAACCUGGUGGUUUCAAAACACCUAUUUGCACAAAACUGGUAGAGUAUUUUCAGACUGUAUGGAGCCGGGUACCUUCUGACAUCAGAGACACUUAUGGGCAGCAGUACUUCGAGCAAUGUUGCAAAUCGUUCCAACAACUCCUUGAUGGUUGCAGCGACAAGCUUCACCUGGUCACCGACUGCAUAGAACAUGCCCUGACAUCCUGCUCCCCUCGCACUCGCUACUCUCCAGGCUGGGAUGCAAAGCUCUUCUACCUUCCUGUCUCUUACUUGCCAACCACCAUUGCAGACUAUGUGUUGACCCGCUCUGGGCCCAAACCAGCACAAGCCGUGUAGAUGAUUGUGAAGAACAACAUGACAGGUGGCCAAACAAUCUAUGGAUGGAACAUUGAAUCUUUUAGGAUCCUAUUGAGAUGCAGGCUUAGUAAUCAGUAGCUGUAAAGAGAAGUGGUUUUAUUUUUCUUUGAUUCUCUACUAUUGGCUGAUCUAGGAAUAAGCCCCAUUGAACGCAGUGCAACUUACUGUAAGUGGACAUGCAUUGUAUCCUUAUACAGUGGUACCUCGGGUUAAGUACUUAAUUCAUUCCGGAGGUCCGUUCUUAACCUGAAACUGUUUUUAACCUGAAGC